Molecule: messenger RNA, 3007 nt
Organism: Actinia tenebrosa (Australian red waratah sea anemone)
Lineage: Eukaryota; Metazoa; Cnidaria; Anthozoa; Actiniaria; Actiniidae
Source: RefSeq, a predicted model, not a curated record
UACUUGCUUUCCUCUUAUUUGCUUUGCUAGCUUGUGUCCUUGAUUGAAAUUUCAGUCAUUGUCCUUCUUGUGAUAUUUAACCUUCCUAGAUUACUGUUUCAAGUUAUGUGUACCGACUGCAUUUUCCAGUUGUCUCUUUGCUUGAUUUCCUUCAUCACGCAUACUUUACUUUACUUUACUCAUAAUGCGUGUUUCAAGUUAUGUUUACCAUUUUGUUUCCAUGUCAUAGCACCAUUAUCCUGGCCUGCAGGAAACUAUGGUCUUCCCAUGCCAGUGUCUGGCUGUCCAAGAUCAAAUUUUACUUGGAAGACAGGUUGGUGUUUCCAAGAUACAGAAGAYAAGAACCCACAGAACAGCCGCUCGCCUAUUCUUCAUGUUGAAGGAUCAGUACGCGAGAGCAGUGUUAACAGAUCAUUCUGUAURAAGACGAGUGGCGCGGGGAAUGCUGAUGCGACAACGGUUUGGCCAAAAGGAGAGUAUUGCAUCUACAAAGCCAGCAGCACACUGACAUGCCCUCGAGGAUUACAAGAUGGUCAAGUGAAGUGGGACGAUGAAGACAAUGAAAACCAAAACAAGAAAGGUGGAACACUUCCUCAAGGAACUUACCUGAUUACUGGAACGACAAUUGAUUUUUGCUGUAGUACCAGUGGAUUGAAGACAACUCCUAUUGAUCUUCCUGUGGACAAUCCAUUCUAUCUUCUGGCUUACAACUCAGAGCAAUGCCAGCAAGUGAAGUGGGCAGUUGCCUCUUUAGAGUGGAUACAUUAUGACACUGAAAAUGACAACAACGCUGAUAGUAAAUCUGGAUUUUACCCUUAUGGAGCCAGGGGUGGAGUAGAUGGACACACUAUACACUACUGUUACUAUACUAGUUGUAAGUACGUUCUUAACRACACGACUGGGGCUUUGCAGUCUCCCUUUUUCCCACUGAAGUAUCCCAAUGGGCAACUGUGUUCAUGGGCCAUCCUUGUACACCCAAACCAAACCAUCCAACUGAGAUUCUCUCAUUUCUCACUCAUCAAGACUUCAAACCAAAGUGACCUCCUAAAGAUCUAUGAUGGCAAAGAUGACAAGGGCCAAUUGAUUGGCAGUUUCCAUGGUAACAGAAUUCCUGGUGAUGUGAUGUCAUCCUCGAAUAAUUUGUUCAUGGUUUUUCAAUCGGAUAGCACAKGGAAUGACAAGGGAUUCCGAGCAGAAUACCAAGCGAUUAACAAUACAGAUACUUUCAUUACUACUACAGCAGUGACGUCAUCAAAUCCUUCCUCCAUCACUACUGCAGCAGUGACAUCAUCACACUCCACACCCGUCACCUCAUUCUCAACGACUCUGUCUUCAAACAAGACUUUAAUGCCAAGGAAGGCCUGCUUACAGAAAUCAAUAACAGAAGUUCCUGUUGCUUCUAUCGUCGUUCCAGUCUUAAUAUGUUUGGCUGUGGUCAUUAUUGUUGCCAUCGUUGUAUAUUGGAGAUGGAGAGAAAUGCGUAGAGCAAAAGAAGAAAAGAAUCCUUCAAUGAGGUACCAAGCUGGAGCCAUGAACAAUCCUGCAUAUUUUGGAACUGUUAUCAAAGAUUUUCCAAACUCAGAAACAGAUAAAUCAACAAUUGUGUUGAAAGACGAAGAAAAGGAAGAUAUUUAUCAAGAAGUACAUGAACAAAAUUCGCACAACCCAUUAUAUGAAUCUACAGACAGAGAGCCCAUAGUAUCAGGGAAUAUCUUAUAUGACAGCGUCACAAGCAAAUCCCAGGAAGAAUUUUGCGAUGAACUUCCUUAAUUAAUGAAGAGGAUCAAAAACUAACAGAAAAACUGUGAAUCAAAAUAAACAUGCAUACAUACAUUUGACAUGGAAAAUAUAUAAAUUUUGYAUUAAACCAAUGAUGCACACCAGCAAUGUAUUGCAACUGUAUACUGGUAUUAAGCUUGGAGCCAUCCAAUUUCCUGGUCUCAACGUCAUCAACAUCAUGUUUAAUAUAUGAAUGGUAUUAAUGCUUUCCUAUCUUUGGGAUAGUCUGGAAAUCUCUCCUUGUACCAAUUGUGAUUUUGUUUUGCCCUUGGAACAAAAGUACCACAUCCAAACAAAAACCAAACCAAACCAGCUGCYGACCAGGUCCCAACUGCCCAACCAAACCACUCAAGCAUUUCUCCAAAAUARUUAGGACAGGAAACGAGCUUGAAGAGACAACCUUGAGGAAUUAAAUACCCAGUAUUUCCUCCAGAUCUGAGGUUUCGGAGUUUGAAAUCUGCAGCACGGUUGAUACAAAACCCAAUAACAAACAGAACUACACCAGUAAUUAACCUUGGGUCCUUGUAAUAGUCACGUACAUAUAAUGCUGAGCUGAUCCAAUCAGCAUUUAAGUAGCUGUAGAGGAAAUUGGGAAAUAGCCCAGCUAUGGGGAUUCCUAUUGGCGUCUUGGCACUGCUGUAGUUCAUGAUCCAAGGGUGUAUGAUACCUCGAUGGAURUAAUGACACAUCCAUAGCACAUAGAAUAUAAUAUUGACGAAUYCCCUCUGUACUCCAUAGAGAAAGAAAACAAGAGUAAAUAGAAUGACUCCUGGYGGUGCAUCAGAUAGUGUAUGCGCUAGUCGCUGAUGAACCAUUACGCCCCAGUUAGUGUUAUCAUUGRCAUGUUUUCCAUAUGGCGCAGGUUUAGAGAAUUGUACAAUCAUUGUYAUUACUGCAAGUACGAAACCAAAAAUGCACAGCCCAUAAUGUACCCAAAAGUGAGUUGUGUCGUCCUGGAAUGCACUCCAUGGCAAGGCCUCUAGCAUGGUGCCAAAUGUGCUGUUUACUAGAUUAAAGGCCUGGAAAAGAUAGAGAACGUUAGCUGAGGACCCUAAAUCAACCUCAAAACCAGGAAACUGCAAGUUUUGACAAAAAUUGGUUUAAGAAUGCAGGGCUAUAAAAGCCUACAGCUGUACCUCCCCCUACUCCCUGUUAGUAUAGAUGUCGUAUAUACAUGUUGUAAACGGAUGCUAGAAUUAGAGUAAAAGGACAAUUAUAACUAUUGUAA